This is a messenger RNA of Entrophospora candida, 395 nucleotides long. Lineage: Eukaryota; Fungi; Glomeromycota; Glomeromycetes; Entrophosporales; Entrophosporaceae. The record is from the annotation of a GenBank genome assembly.
UAACAUCAUCUAUAGCUGGUUUUUUCAGCGCACCAGGUCUCUGUCAUUACAAUGCAACAAAAUCAGCAUUAAUAUCAUUUGCACGAGAUCUUCGCUACAUAGCAUCUUUUGAUAAUGUAAAAGUGUCUGUGAUAGUACCUGGACUAAUAGAAACGAACAUGGCGCGUAGUCUUAAACUACCUCCUAGUAAAUAUUAUGGACCUGCUGAUUCUAACGGUUUGGCCAAAAUCGUUAAAAAUCAGUUGAAUUCUGACACUUUUUGUAUUGGCUGGCCUUUCCAUCAAUAUUUAAUAAAUUGGCUUAUUUCAAGUCUUCCUGUUAGAACGAAUUUGACUUUUUCUCGGAUUUUUGGAGAAUCGGCUCGAAAAAUUACUAAACUCGUUGCAUCAUCGUAA